Messenger RNA from Apis dorsata (giant honeybee), 531 nucleotides. RefSeq lists its product as uncharacterized. The transcript has 4 exons. Bases 7 to 531 code for a protein of 174 amino acids. NCBI's taxonomy places the organism in Eukaryota, Metazoa, Arthropoda, Insecta, Hymenoptera, Apidae. The record is from RefSeq and is a predicted model, not a curated record.
AUUUACAUGAACAAAAAUAAAAAGAGUAUGAAAGACGUAAUAAUUGAUAAAAUUAUAACAAAAAUCUUAAUAUGGACACCAAGAACUCAAUAUGCUUCGCUCGCACCUCUGAUUACAAUCAAUGAAAUAUUUAGUUUACGUAUAUUUGAAUCAAAAGGCAAUUUACGAUAUAGCUGUAGUAUAAUAUACGCCGGUAUAAGCAUCAUUCUAUGUAUUAUUUAUCUUUACACAGCAUUGAGAAGGAAUUACGAAGAUUGGCCUGCAUAUGCAGAAAUCACUUUUAAAUUUUUUUUAUUUAUUAUUGUCAUAGUUGUUAUGAUUUUUAUAAUUCUUGGAAUGAUGAAUACAAAACAUUCAAGAAUAAUUAUUGCGAAAUGUGAAGAAAUAGACAAUACUUUAGAAUCAUUCGGUAUUGAAAAAAAUUAUAGGAAAACUUUUCUUUUUGUCACACAAUCAUUAAUUAUAUGGAGCACAACGAUGUCAAGCCUUUGCUUAUUAAAUAUAUAUUGGUUCACAUAUGAAAAUGCAUAA